AUGGACUCUGGCAAAAAAAACGACACGAAGACGAUGAUGACAUUUGGUAAUACUCAAGGAUUAGAAGGGCUCCAGAAUGUUCAAUCCAUAAUUGGACGAAAACAAUCGGUGGGUGUCCGUGGAAAACUUCUAUGUGGUAAUCAGCCAAUUUCGAAUGCCACUGUCAAACUUUGGGAUAAUGAUUUAUUUGAUCCUGAUGAUUUGAUGGCUGAAGCUCAAACGAAACCCGAUGGAAGUUUCCAAGUCGCUGGUCUAACCGUAUCGACAACGUCGAUUGAUCCCCAAAUCCGCAUUUAUCAUAACUGUCGAAACAAAAAAUCAGGAUGCAAGCGUCGAGUGACAUUCAAUAUUCCCGAUAAUUACAUCAGCAGCGGAAAUCAGGUUACUAAAUGGUUUGAAUUUGGUGCACUUAAUAUGGAAAUUGGUGUCAAAUACAAGGAAGAUCAUCAGUGCUUCUAA
Molecule: messenger RNA, 459 nt
Organism: Caenorhabditis bovis
Lineage: Eukaryota; Metazoa; Nematoda; Chromadorea; Rhabditida; Rhabditidae
Source: the annotation of a GenBank genome assembly